Molecule: messenger RNA, 663 nt
Organism: Mucor velutinosus
Lineage: Eukaryota; Fungi; Mucoromycota; Mucoromycetes; Mucorales; Mucoraceae
Gene: PEX14
Product: peroxisomal membrane protein pex14
Exons: 3
Coding region: 1-663 (220 amino acids)
Cellular component (GO): mitochondrion
Source: RefSeq, a predicted model, not a curated record
AUGAACAUUAUCAGAGCAACAAAUCCAUCAACAAAGGAUUUUUGCCGUUUGUAUUCCACUCAAAAUGCCCGUUGGUUGAGAACACGAGCUUCACCUGCAACAGGAGUUGGCAGAAAGAUUCAGAUACCAUUUUUUGACGCAGAGCGAUUUGCAAGACUAUUAGAAAAAGAAGGAUUCUCUGCAGCACAAGCUAGAACAGUGAUUCAUGCUUUAGAUGAUGUUGUAGAUGAAAGCACUACCAAUGUAACAAACGAUUUAGUGAGUAAAGCUGAUCAAGAGAAGACAAUCACCCGCUAUAAAGAAGAUUUCAGCAAAUUGAAGCAAGAGAUACAGCAGAUGGAAAGAAUGGAUGUGGAGGAAGUAAAGACGGCCAAUGAAAGGCUCAAAGCAGAAAUUGAAAAGCUAAAAAAGACACUAAGAGAAGAGCUGGUGAGAAGCCAGGCAGGCGUUCGUCUCGAUUUGAACUUGGAUAAAGGACGUAUUCGAGACGAAACAAUUGAACAGCAUAAUCGAUUACAGCAGACAGAUGAUAAAAUUGAGAACGAGAUACAGGCGCUCAAGAGACAAAUGGAAGGCAUCAAAUUACAGAUUUUGCAGUAUAUGAUAGGCACUAUUACAGGCGCAGGAACACUUGUAUUGGGCUACAUUCAUUUCUUUACCUGA